UAGAGCGAGAGGGCGCCUGUGACAGUGGGCUGCUUUGAUUCAUGCUGCUGUGAAGCCUCAUUUUUGGACUUUGAGAACAAUUAAUGCGGCUGGAAAAGAGCGUAUGAAGGAUGAGAAGAUGAAUGUGGAGGCUCUAAGCAGGGCAGAGCUGUUGACUCUCCUUAGUAUUUUGGAGGGCGAGCUGGAGGCUCAGGAUGUGGUCAUACAUGCCCUCAGGGCUCAGCACAGAGACGCCUUCGUCCAAGAGCGUUAUGGCCAGUAUGACCUCAGCGAUCCAUUCCUGGCCCUGCAGCGGGACAGUGAGUCAGAGGAGCGCCAGGACACCCUCACCCAUCAACACACACACCUGCAGGGCCGUGCGGUGACCACCAACCCCCUGGCUGUCCUUAAACUGGUCAUGGCUCACUGUAAGAGGAUGCAGGAAAGGAUGAUGGGACAGUUGGCUGCUGCUGAGAAUCGACACAGGAGGAUGAUAGCUGAUCUGGAGGAGGAGAAAAGACGUCAUGCCCAGGACUCUGCACACAGUGAUGACUUCACCUUCAAGCUGCAGAUAGAAAAAGAGAAGCUGCUACAACAGUUGGAAGUAGAGCGUGCCACGGUGCGGAGGUUAGAAGACGAGCAAGUACAGGCAGUGAGCCAGGUGGAGGAGUCACUCUCGCAGCAGCAGCAGCUCUCCUCAUCUCUCACUCUGGAGCUAAAGAAGGCCAGCAGCCUGGCUCAGGAGGAGACCCAGAAGGUCUCCCAGCUUCGCACCUCGCUCCAAGAACAGACCUCCGCCUUGGAGAAGCUCCGGGACGUUCUUCAGGAAGAGAAGAGCAGGGCUGCCCAGCUGGAGGCCAAGUCUGAGAGGCAGCUGGCCGAGUUUAACACAGAAAGAGAUCAGCUGACGGCCACGAUCAGCAAAGAGGAGGAGAGGAGUAGGGAGCUCGAGAAGCAGCUGGAGGAGCUGAGGAAGAGGUUGGCUGAGACUGGAGGAUGUAAGGAAGAGGUAAAGGAGGCUGUGGCAGAAGUGACAGAGUCAGUUUCCGAGGUGAUGGUGGUGUCUGACUCCGUUCCGACUGAGACAGAUGGAAAGAAAGCGACUAAAUCUCCAUCAGUGUCAAAGGUCAACGGCUUUCACACUCAAAAAGAGACAGAGCUGGAAGGGAAAGGGGCAGAAAAUGGAGCAGUUGUGGAAAAUGGGGGAGGAGUGCACUUGCAUUCGCCUCUUCACCCUCAUCUUCACCCUCAUCCUCCCUCUCCGUCCAGCACAGCCUCCUCUUCCCUCUCUUCCUCACCCAUCUCCUCCCCUGUUCUCGCCAAGCGUCUGGGUAGCCCCGGCUUCCAUCAGUCCUCCUACCAGGUCGGAGUCAACCAGCGUUUCCAGGCCGCCAGGCACAAGUUCCAGAGUCAGGCCGAGAUGGAGCAGCAGCUGCACGGUGGCCCCCUUUCCCCCAGGGACCUCUCCCCCACCACCACCACCACCACCUCCUCCUCCGUCCUUCCCCCAGCAGAGCACAGCACAGCCAAGCAGCUGGCGCGCAACACAGUCACUCAGGUGCUGUCCCGCUUCACCAGCCAGCAGGCGGGUGUCAAGCUUGCACCAAUCAGCAGCUCCCCAUUUGGCACAGACUACCGUAAUGUAGCGGCAACUCCUCCAGGAGGGAGGUCGCCAUCUUCGGGGCCUUUGUCUCCGGGCAUCCGCUCCCCCCUCACUCCUCGCUCAGAGAAAAUCCAUCCUCCUCCGAUCCCUCCCAAGAAGCCAGGCAUGAGUCCCACACCAGGCUCUCCGAGUCACUCUUCUCGGAGCAGCCUCUUCCCAGAGCUGACGGGGAACUGUGGCCACAGCAACACUGGGCAAGAAGGGAACAAGGAGCCAGACCUGCUUUUAUCUUCUAGUAGCUAACAGCCAGAUCAUGCACACUAUCUCCUAUAUCGUGUCAGGCCUAAAUCAACAGUCAUAUUUAAUCUUACCAGCCUUUAAGGCACUUCAUAAAGCUCAUAAACAGAAGAUUAGACACUUUAAAGUCAGAAGGGUCCAAAUUAAUGGAUUUAAAAGUUUGUUGAAACCCAGCUUCACCUAUACCAGAACCCAAAAAAACAAUCGGAAAAUAACUGUUUUGAUCAUAAUAUAGUAAAUUACAGUUUGUCAAAGUAUGAUUUCAUAUUUUUAGUCUGAAUUAUUUGUUAAGUCUAAGGUUUAAUAAUGGAAAUAUUUAUGCUGUUUUUCACUGAACACUAUAUUAAGGAUGAUUGGAAGCCAUAUACAGUUAAAAAAAAAAAAAAGAGCUCAGCAUAAGUGUUGUUCGGCUAUGAGGUAAGAAUUGAUCAUAUUUCAUUGUAUAAAACUCCUUUUACUUUCACUUAAUGCUCAAAUUGUUGGUCCUGCUAGAUCACAUAAAAGAUUUAGGUCAGAAGCGAAAUUAAAGAGCUAGUUUUUACAUGUCACAUGUAGAGUAUAGCAAAUAUGUAGCUUUCACCAUUUAACAAAAGAAAAAGUGUCGUUUUUCAACAUGUUUUUCACUUUUUUCUAAUAAAUUUAUUCUGGAGAUGGUCCUUUCAAACAAUAUGAUAAUGUAAAUAGUUUAUAUGGAAUUGGAAGUUGAUUUUCUAUGAAUGAAGCCAUGCAUGUGCUGUUUUUCUUUCUAUUACACUUGUCAUGAAUACACUGAAUCUUCUCUUAAAAAGGGACACUGUAUAGUGCUACAAAUUAAAAUACUUUAUAUCUACCAUGUUCAAUGUUUUUCAGGGAAAGUUCAUUUCUGCUUCUCCCAAACCAAGAAGGACUAUAAUACGAGUCUUCAAGUUAUUCCAUUCAUGCCCAUGAUAGGGUUGUAAAUCUUGCUACUGCAGCUGUUGUUUCUAGUGUUUGUUGAAUCUUUUUUUAUUGUACACCGAUCAGAAGUUUGUUUUAUGUUUUUUUUGGCAUUAAAACUAAUACUUGAUGCAAAGUAUUUAUUUUAGCCAAUUAUAUGUGUAGCUUUAUACACUGUAUUUCUGAAGGGCAUUUUCCCUCAGCUGUCUCUAGUAAAUAUGAACCAUGAACCCCUGCACCAUCUAAUGCGAUUUCAAAUAAACUGUCUAUGCCUUACAGUUCUGUUUGUCAACCUUUUUCAAUAAAAUCAGAUCUUUGGCAACCCUUUGAA
Labrus bergylta (ballan wrasse) is the source of this 3125-nucleotide messenger RNA. RefSeq names its product CTTNBP2 N-terminal like b (gene cttnbp2nlb). The record is from RefSeq and is a predicted model, not a curated record. NCBI's taxonomy places the organism in Eukaryota, Metazoa, Chordata, Actinopteri, Labriformes, Labridae.